AUGGAGGCAGACUUGAUGAGCCUCGGCUUUGACUUCUACUUGCAGCCACCGCCUUGCUUCUUCGACGAGCCCCAAGACCCAGGCGUCGUCGACAGCUGCUCUUGCAUCAUGUACGUGCCGAACGAGACUGAGUCAAUUUCCACCGGCCAGUACCUCUCCUGCGGUGAGGACUCGAGCUCGCCUGAUGGCGCCAACUCCUUCUCAACGCAGCAGGCGGUGGCGUCAUCACCGUCGUCGCCGCCGCCGCCAAGGGAAGCGGCGACGACCAAAAACGUAGUCUGGGAGAGGAACCGCCGCAGGAAGCUCAACGGGAAGCUCUACGCGCUCCGCAGCGUCGUCCCAAACAUCACCAAGAUGGACAAGGCGACCAUCAUCAGGGACGCCAUCGCCUAUAUCGAGCAGCUGCAGGAGCAGGAGCGCCGACUGCUCGCCGAGAUAUCCGUUCUCCGCUCCUCUGACGACACCACCGCUGGUGCCGCCGUCAAGACGGAGGAUGCCGCGACCGGCCAGGCAACGAACGACGGUGGCGACGACAGCAACCCGUGGAGGAAAAGGAUGAGAAUGGCGGCGUCCGACGAUGGCCUUCCCCUUUCCAUCGACACCUCACCGCCACUCUAG
This is a messenger RNA of Miscanthus lutarioriparius, 618 nucleotides long. Lineage: Eukaryota; Viridiplantae; Streptophyta; Magnoliopsida; Poales; Poaceae. The record is from the annotation of a GenBank genome assembly.